Volvox carteri f. nagariensis is the source of this 2205-nucleotide messenger RNA. RefSeq lists its product as uncharacterized. The coding region runs from base 1 to 2205 and encodes 734 amino acids. NCBI's taxonomy places the organism in Eukaryota, Viridiplantae, Chlorophyta, Chlorophyceae, Chlamydomonadales, Volvocaceae. The record is from RefSeq and is a predicted model, not a curated record. The transcript has 7 exons.
AUGUCCACAGGUUGCAGCGUCAUGCUCCCGGCCGGACUGGGCCUCCCUACCAGAUGCCGCGCUGCUGCUGGCGCCAGGGCAGAUGCAACGGUAGCAGUAGCAGCGCCGGUCGCUGCGGUGUCGACGGCAGUAGCGGCGCCUGAUGGUUGCGCUGUCGGUUGGGAGCGAUUGGGCCUUGUGGGGUUUCCCGCCCUGGAGGAUCUGACGCUGGCUGGCGUGUUGUCGUACAGGAUGCUUCUGGAAGCAGCCCAGGUGACCUCGCUGCGGCGGCUGUCCCUGGAGGGUAGGGCCCACGUGGAGCGAUCUGAGUUUGUCUACGUGGCGGCACUGCGUAGGCUCUCGGCUCUUACGAACCUUCAGGAUCUGACCAUACACGGACCGCUAUUCGCUUGUGCCAGCGGCGGUACGGGCAGCGGGGCCGGGGGAUCUUGUCGUCUUGAUUGUGCCGCCGCCGUCGCCGGCCUUUCCGCCGCCCUGACGGCCCUCACCAGCCUCCGCCUGGCCAGUGAGAUACCCGUCACGGGAGCCGCAGCCGCCGCCGCCGCCGUCAUCAACCGCGGCGGCGACGUCGGCGCUGACGGCGGUGGCAAUGCGCGGUCGUACGUGCCGUGCAGCUGGCGGGCAUUGGAACCCAUCUCCCGAUUUAGCCGUCUGAGGCAGCUUGUACUGCAGGAGCAAGGGCGACUGUACGACAACUUCUGGGCGGAUUUGGCGGACCUGCGGGGUGUAGAUGGCGACGACGGCGGCGGGACAGCAGUCGGCCGGGGUGGUGACGGCUUGGGACUGGAUUGCGUGGGCUCCACAGGUUUGCGGUCUCUCCGCUUGGCUGCGGCCUCCUCCGGUAUCCUGGGCGAGAUACCGCUGGCACUUGGCUGCCUCACGCAGCUGCACCUGACCGGGAUACACCUGGACUCCUUUUCCCUCCUAACUCGGUUGAGGCGGCUGACAGACCUGAGGCUGGCGCCCCUCCCUGGUGCGGUUCUGGACUCAGUUCGCAGUCACAAUGUAAGUCACCUGGCCUCGCUGGGGGGCCUUACUCGUCUGCAGCUGGGGGCUAGCGCCCCGGGGGACGAGGACGAGGAGGAGGAAAGGGAGGAGGAGGAAAGGGAGGAACGGGAGCAAGGAGAGCUGGCAGCAGGGGCAGCUUGCAGCGGCACUAGCUCUGUCACGCGAGGAAGGGGAAGCGGCGACGGGAGGCUGCCGUCGACAGCGACGGCGGCGGCAGCAGCGGCGGCUGUGGGCGGUUGCAGCUUGGAUGCAGCUUGCGGUGGUACCCAACUGCUGCUCAAUGACGCCAGACUGCAGGCGCUCUCAGGAGGCUGUCGGCGACUGGCCGUGUUUGUAUUCGCAGGUACCUUGCAGCUGUCAGACUGUGGGGUGGCGGCGCUGGGUGCCCACAUGACCCACCUCACACAGCUGACCCUACACAACGACAGCGACGCCCCCGCCACCAUCUCCCUCCACCUGCUGCCGCCAUCGGUGAAGAAACUCAGCCUAUUCGCCGUCACGCUGACGGCAGCGACGGCGCCGCCGCCGCCGCCAGCUUCGCCGCUGCUGCCUCGUUGUCGCGUGCUACAUCUGGACUACUGCCGGUUUGGUGUUCCGUUUUGGCGGCUACUGCCGGCCGUGGGGGUUCGUCUGGAGGAGCUACGACUGCAGCACCGGCGCGCGGGGGAGCUUCAAAUGGCGGAUGCGGUGGCGGUGUGCUGCCUGUCUGGUGUGGUGGAGGACUACACUCUCACCCGCAUGCUGUCACGCAGUACGGCAGCAUACACAUUACCCACCACUAGUACUACGGCGGCAGCCACACCGCCUUCCAACACCUCCACCUCUCAUGCACCUCCCCAAGCGCCCACGGGAUCGCUGACGUCAGCAGUGCUGCCGCCCCUGACGCCGCGAUCACGCCCCGUGGCGCCCCUCACCAGCCUGUCGCUGCGGCUGCCCUCCACCCCCCUCUCCUUGGAGAACCUUCGUGCCGUGGGCCGCCUAGUCAACCUGCGCACGCUGUACUUGGAUGCGCCUCCACCGCGGAGUGAGGUGGCGGGGCUGAUGGCUGGGGAGCUGCGGGGGCUGGCGGGCCUUACGGCGCUGACCUUAGGGCCCGUGUACAGCAACAACUGCAGAUGCAGUGCGGCGCUGCUGGCGGCGCUGGGGCAGCUGCAGGCGGCGCUUCUCACUUGCAGGAUACAGCAGGCGGGGAGUUGA